AUCCAGAAAGAAAAGACCCUCUGAUGUUGGUAAGUUAACUACCUCCACCAUUACCUCUAGUACACUGAUUAGAGAUCUUUCCAUUUCUCUAGGACCUUGAUAACAGAAGACAUUUUAAAAAGUGAGGUCCCUUCUUCAUAACAGGAUUUCAAUGACACUUGCUAGAAGAAUGCCUUCUAUCAAUGACACCCAGUUCCAUCCCCCCGUCUUUCUCCUGCUGGGAAUACCAGGCCUGGAAACUGUACACACCUGGAUUGCUUUCCCAUUCUGUAUUGUGUACCUGAUUGCACUUGUGGGAAACAUUACCAUCCUUUUUGUGAUCAUGAUUGAACACAGUCUCCACCAGCCCAUGUUCUACUUUCUGGCCAUGUUGUCUAUGAUUGAUCUGGGUCUGUCCACAUCCACGAUCCCGAAAGUGCUGGGAAUCUUCUGGUUCAAUCUCCAGGAGAUCAGUUUUGGGGAAUGCCUUACUCAGAUGUUCUUUAUCCACAUGUUUUCAGGCAUGGAAACUGUUCUACUGGUGGUCAUGGCCUAUGACCGUUUUGUUGCCAUCUGCAAACCUCUCCAGUACACCAUGAUCCUCACCAAUAAAACCAUCACCAUUCUAGGCUCCGUUGUUGUUGGAAGGAAUUUAAUUCUUGUGACCCCAUUUGUGUUUCUCAUCCUGCGGCUGCCCUUUUGUGGGCAUCACAUCAUCCCUCACACUUACUGUGAGCACAUGGGUCUUGCCCGAUUGGCCUGUGCUCCCAUCAAGGUCAACAUCAUCUAUGGGCUCAUGGUGAUUCCUAAUAUUAUUGUGGAUGUGAUCCUGAUUGCCUCUUCCUAUGUGCUCAUCCUCCGAGCUGUUUUUCGCCUUCCCUCUCAGGAUGCCCGACUAAAGGCUCUCAAUACCUGUGGUUCCCAUGUUUGUGUCAUGCUGUGCUUCUACACACCAGCAUUUUUUUCUUUUAUGACCCAUCGUUUUGGUCAGAACAUUCCCCGCUAUAUCCACAUUCUUUUGGCUAAUCUAUAUGUGGUUGUUCCACCUGCCCUUAACCCAGUCAUCUAUGGAGUCAGGACCAAGCAGAACCGGGAACAGGUUGUGAAGAUAUUUGUACAGAAAAAACAAUUCCAAAGAGGUGGAAAAAUAUAUUCAUAUACUACCCAAAAUAUGAUAAUCUGAGCUCUAUUUUACAUCUUCUAUAACGCGGAGUAAUGAUGGCCAAAUUUUUCAUUUUGAUUGGCAGUGGUUUAGAGUAGGCAGAUAAAAGAAAGUUAUCUCUACUAAUACUCCU
Loxodonta africana (African savanna elephant) is the source of this 1274-nucleotide messenger RNA. RefSeq names its product olfactory receptor 52E4. Lineage: Eukaryota; Metazoa; Chordata; Mammalia; Proboscidea; Elephantidae. Gene Ontology annotation, molecular function: olfactory receptor activity; G protein-coupled receptor activity. Gene Ontology annotation, cellular component: plasma membrane. Bases 152 to 1162 code for a protein of 336 amino acids. The record is from RefSeq and is a predicted model, not a curated record. Gene Ontology annotation, biological process: G protein-coupled receptor signaling pathway. The transcript has a single exon.